Molecule: messenger RNA, 1705 nt
Organism: Durio zibethinus
Lineage: Eukaryota; Viridiplantae; Streptophyta; Magnoliopsida; Malvales; Malvaceae
Product: guanosine nucleotide diphosphate dissociation inhibitor 2
Biological process (GO): small GTPase-mediated signal transduction; protein transport; vesicle-mediated transport
Cellular component (GO): cytoplasm
Molecular function (GO): Rab GDP-dissociation inhibitor activity
Source: RefSeq, a predicted model, not a curated record
CUUGCCAUUCACAAUUAAUUAUCCAUUUCUCCUUAAAUAAGCAAAGCAUAUCUCAUCUCUCGUCAAUAUCAGUCAAUCAACUAACAAAGAGAAAUACUAUAAUAAAAUCUAAACUGACUGACCAUAUCCGAAAACCUAACCCCUAGCACUGUCUUUGCUAAUAAUUGGGAGCAGCACGAAAGGCAGCCCAUAGCCAUGGAUGAAGAGUACGAUGUCAUAGUGCUGGGAACUGGUCUCAAGGAAUGCAUCCUCAGCGGUCUUCUCUCUGUUGACGGACUCAAGGUUCUCCACAUGGAUAGGAAUGACUACUAUGGAGGAGAGUCUACAUCACUCAACCUCAUUCAGCUCUGGAAGAAGUUUAGGGGAAAUGAUAAGCCUCCAACUCAUUUGGGCUCUAGUAGAGAUUAUAAUGUGGACAUGAUCCCUAAGUUUAUGAUGGCAAAUGGUACCCUUGUGCGGGUGCUCAUUCAUACAGAUGUUACAAAGUAUCUGUACUUCAAAGCUGUGGAUGGUAGCUAUGUUUUUAAUAAAGGAAAGGUUCAUAAGGUGCCAGCAACUGACAUGGAGGCACUCAAAUCUCCACUUAUGGGAAUAUUUGAAAAACGUCGUGCACGGAAGUUCUUCAUAUAUGUUCAAGAUUAUGAUGAAAAGGAUCCUAAAACCCAUGAGGGAAUGGACUUGACAAGGGUGACAACUAGGGAGUUAAUUGCGAAAUAUGGUCUUGAUGGUAACACUGUGGACUUCAUUGGUCAUGCAUUGGCGCUUCACAGAGAUGAUCGCUAUCUGGAUGAACCUGCAUUGGAUACUGUAAAGAGGAUGAAGCUCUAUGCGGAGUCUAUUUCUCGUUUUCAAGGUGGAUCUCCAUACAUUUAUCCGCUGUAUGGAUUAGGCGAGCUGCCCCAGGCUUUUGCACGGCUUAGUGCUGUAUAUGGUGGAACAUAUAUGUUGAAUAAACCUGAGUGCAAGGUGGAGUUUGAUGAUGAAGGCAAAGUUAGUGGUGUCACAUCUGAAGGUGAAACUGCUAGGUGUAAGAAAGUUGUUUGUGACCCUUCCUACUUGCCGGACAAGGUUAGAAAGAUUGGUAAGGUUGCAAGGGCAAUUGCUAUUAUGAGUCACCCAAUUCCAAACACCAAUGGUUCUCAUUCAGUGCAGAUCAUCCUGCCACAAAAGCAGUUGGGUCGCAAAUCAGACAUGUAUGUCUUCUGUUGUUCAUAUUCUCACAAUGUUGCUCCAAAAGGCAAAUUCAUUGCAUUUGUUUCAACAGAGGCUGAGACAGAUCACCCUGCGACUGAACUAAAGCCUGGAAUUGACCUUCUAGGUCCUGUUGACGAGAUAUUCUUUGAUAUCUAUGACAGAUAUGAACCAGUCAAUGAACCUUCUCUAGACAAUUGUUUCAUAUCAACAAGUUAUGAUGCUACAACACACUUUGAAUCAACUGUCAUGGAUGUACUUAACUUGUAUACCAUGAUAACUGGAAAGGUGCUUGACCUCAGUGUGGAUUUAAGUGCUGCCAGUGCUGCAGAAGAAUAAUGACCCUAAACCAUAGUGUUUGCCAAUGUUUGUGCUUGUUUAAGUUUCCUACAGUGUUGAAUGUCGCUGGUGGGAUUUAUUUGUCUACCUGAAGUUGGGUUGAACAUUUCAGUUUUCUUUUAUAGUACUUAUCACACUAUAUUUAAUAGUAUGAUAUAUUUAAAUGUUUGUUGGA